GCCGAAGGGAGCUUUAAUUACCUAAUUAGACUUUUCAAUGAAACGAUUAGUUCACUCCCGGGUGAUUUCUACAUUUGUCAUCACAGGCCACAUCUCAUCAGAUAAGACAAUCCACUAGCGGAAUACCGCCGCGGUCGUAGCCUUGCAGGGGCUUGAGAUUAGCUGAUCCAUCUGCUGGGCUGUUCGCUGGGUGUCUCGCGUGGCCUAAUGCCGAUGAUGCCCAGCCCUGUAGAUGUAGUACGUAUAUCGUCGUGUUUCCCAGAUUCAGGAAAGAUGAACCACUCUGGCGCAUAUCAUACGAUCCUUCUCGUUCCAGACUCUUGGGUGCUGCUCUUAAAUCGUCUCGAUUUCCUUCUGUUUGGAGCAUCUCACUAGCGCAAUAGUCGUGCAGAUUCACAAUGGAGAACAAUUCAUCAACAUUCGACGUCGAUCUGGUUAUCGUCGGUGGCGGCCCAACAGGUUUACUGUCGGCCGUUCUUGCCAGAGCCCUGGGACUCUCAGUGUACAUCAUCGACGCCAAGGAUGGCGCCUUGAAGCUCGGCCGCGCAGAUGCCCUAAACGCCAGAACCCAACAAUACCUCGAAGUGACGAAAACCUUGCCCUUCCUCGAGCCCUUUGGCUUGAAAUGCAACACAAGCUCGACAUUCGAAGCGGGACAGUUUACCUCUCAACAAAACCAAUGGUGGACAUCGCUGAAACACACCCAUCGUCCCAACUUCCUCAUGAUCGGCCAGUCACAGGUUGAGGAGGCUCUCCUUCACCAACUUGACAUCCCGGUCGACUAUAACUCGCAGGUCAAUGGCAUCGAAGAGACCACGUCCGGCGUUGUAGUAACAACAGACAAAGGAAGGACAAUAGCAGCCAAGUAUGCCAUUGCGGCAGACGGUGCGCGCUCGUUCGUGCGCACCACCCUGGGGAUACCCUUUACUGGAACCAAGCCCGAGAUGGUCUGGGCCGUUCUGGACACCUUUAUUGAGACGGACUUUCCGGCCUGUCCUGAGAUCAUUACCUUUCAGAAGGAUGGACAAUCGCGCGUUGCGUGGAUCCCUCGCGAACGUGGUAUGAACCGCUUCUACAUCCUGCUCGAUGGAGAAAUCACACAGGAAAAUGCGGAAGCCUCCAUCCGAGACCAUAUGGCUCCACACAAGGUUGAGUUCAAGAAGACUGAGUGGUUUAGUACGUUUGAAAUCAAGGAAAGAGUAGCGAGCACUUUCAUUUCCAAGGAUGGAAAUGGUCGCAUUUUGCUUGCAGGCGAUGCCGCCCACGUUCACGCCGUCAACGGCGGCCAGGGUCUGAAUACCGGUAUCGCGGACGCAUUCAACCUCAUAUGGCGGGUCGCCUUUGUGGCCAAGGGACAUGGAGGUUCUACGCUCCUGAAGAGCUACGAUGAAGAGCGUCGUGCCACAGCCUCGGCCGUUAUUGACGUUGCUGCAAAGUUGGUGCGGACCACCGUCAAGACUGCUUUGGAGUAUGUUGAAAUCAUUGAGAAGAAUGCGGGCUACAUUACAGGCAUGGGAGUCUCCUACUCCUCUACUACCCCACUGGUGGUCGACUCCAGCUACGGCGACUUCACUGCUGGGAACCGUUGCCCGGAUCUCUGGGUUACCAAGCUUCCUCUAGGAUCAUCUCAGGCCAAUGCCGAAGAGCAGUCUCAGACUCGGUUAUACGAGUUGUUUGGGUAUGGGAGAUUCAAGGUUCUGUUCAUUGGGAAUGAGAAGCCUGCCUCUUUUGACCAGGCUAUUGAGCUGCAGCAGAAAGCAGAGAUAUGGCAUAUCCAUAACCAAGAUCAUCGUCUCACUACCCUUACACAUGAGUUCCGUGCGGAAUGGGUGAAGAGCGACGAAGGCGCAGUGGUGGUUGUCAGACCGGACUUGUAUAUAGGGUAUGUGGGGAAGGAUUGGGUACAGUAUCUGGCGUCGGUAUUCAGUUGAUAGAGAGUUUGGACAAUGUACAUGCACGUUUGAG
Molecule: messenger RNA, 1965 nt
Organism: Aspergillus pseudonomiae
Lineage: Eukaryota; Fungi; Ascomycota; Eurotiomycetes; Eurotiales; Aspergillaceae
Product: monooxygenase
Exons: 6
Coding region: 399-1931 (510 amino acids)
Molecular function (GO): FAD binding
Source: RefSeq, a predicted model, not a curated record